Molecule: messenger RNA, 1644 nt
Organism: Antechinus flavipes (yellow-footed antechinus)
Lineage: Eukaryota; Metazoa; Chordata; Mammalia; Dasyuromorphia; Dasyuridae
Product: ras GTPase-activating protein-binding protein 1-like
Cellular component (GO): ribonucleoprotein complex; cytosol
Molecular function (GO): mRNA binding
Source: RefSeq, a predicted model, not a curated record
GCCAUUGCGUGAGAGAGUUUUGCUACCCGGCCUGUUUCGGAGUGAAGACUCUUCCUCUCCCGUUCAGCCUUGCAGGUUGCAGUUGACCAAAGAGAUGGUUAUGGAGAAGCCAAGUCCCCUGCUGGUCAGGCGGGAAUUUGUGAGACAGUAUUAUACUCUGCUGAACCAGGCACCAGACAUGCUGCAUAGGUUUUAUGGAAAGAACUCAUCUUAUGUCCAUGGAGGUUUAGAUUCCAAUGGGAAACCAGCUGAUGCUGUCUAUGGACAAAAAGAAAUCCAUCGAAAGGUGAUGUCCCAAAAUUUUACAAAUUGUCACACCAAGAUUCGUCACGUGGAUGCUCAUGCUACUCUCAAUGAUGGUGUUGUGGUCCAGGUGAUGGGAUUGCUGUCUAAUAAUAAUCAAGCAUUUCGGAGAUUCAUGCAGACAUUUGUACUUGCACCAGAGGGUUCUGUUGCAAAUGAAUUCUACGUUCAUAAUGACAUCUUUCAGUACCAAGAUGAGGUUUUUGGUGGUUUUGUCACUAAACCCCAAGAAGAAUCUGAGGAAGAAGUAGAAGAACCAGAGGAAAGACAGCAGACUCCUGAAGUAGUUGCUGAUGACUCUGGAACUUUUUAUGACCAGACUGUCAGUAAUGAUCUGGAGGAGCACCUAGAGUAGCCUGUUGUGGAGCCAGAACCAGAGCCGGAACCAGAACCUGAGCAAGAAGCUGAACCUGAAAUUCAUGAAGAAAAGUCUGAACCAGUUUUGGAAGAGCCUGUAUCUGAGGAGACACAAAAGAGUUCAUCUCGUCCUAUGGAUUCUGCUCCAGCAGCACAGGAGGACUUAAGAACAUUUUCCUGGGCAUCUGUGACCAGUAAGAACCUUCCACCUAGUGGAGCUGUUCCCAUGUCUGGGAUACCACCUCAUGUUGUUAAAGUACCAGCUUCACAGGCUCGUCCAGAAUCAAAACCGGAAUCUCAGACACCACCACAGAGGCCCCAGAGAGACCAGAGAGUGAGAGAACAACGAACUAAUACCCCACCUCAGAGGGGACCCAGACCAAUCCGUGAAGGUGGUGAACAGGGUGAUAUGGAUACGAGGAGAAUUGUGAGAUAUCCAGACAGUCACCAGCUUUUUGUUGGAAAUCUUCCACACGAUGUGGACAAAGCAGAACUAAAAGAUUUCUUCCAAAGUUUCUGUGUUUCGUUCAAAGGUUAUGGGAAUGUUGUGGAACUUCGAAUUAAUAGUGGUGGAAAGUUACCCAAUUUUGGUUUUGUGGUGUUUGAUGACCCAGAGCCAGUUCAGAAGAUCCUUGGCAGCAGACCCAUCAUGUUCAGAGGUGAGGUGCGUUUAAAUGUAGAGGAAAAGAAGACGCGAGCUGCCAGAGAAGGUGAUCGUCGAGAUAACAGACCACGUGGACCAGGAGGCCCACGUAGUGGGCUAGGUGGUGGAAUAAGAGGGCCUCCUCGUGGAGGAAUGUCCCAGAAACCAGGAUUUGGAGUCGGAAGGGGGAUUGGUCAACGUCAAUGAAUUUGGCACAGAUCUUCACAUGAUGGCACAAACCUUUGCUCCUGCAGUGUUGUGAAUUUCAGCCUUGGGUAUCUUGGAAUGUGACCCUAGCCUGUUAUAUAGACUGCCUACGUUUGAUACAAUUUCAGGCCCUU